Drosophila kikkawai is the source of this 1789-nucleotide messenger RNA. RefSeq names its product ganglioside induced differentiation associated protein 1 (gene Gdap1). NCBI's taxonomy places the organism in Eukaryota, Metazoa, Arthropoda, Insecta, Diptera, Drosophilidae. The record is from RefSeq and is a predicted model, not a curated record. Gene Ontology annotation, biological process: mitochondrial fusion; mitochondrial fission. Gene Ontology annotation, cellular component: mitochondrial outer membrane.
UUAACCCCAGAAACAAGUCAUCGCAAGAUAAGAAACUUUGAAAUGAAAAUCUCCAAACAGCCAGAUAAACGCUCCAAUUUCGUAAUAACAUAAACAAAGAUAAAUAAGUAUGACAAACAAACCGCCAAGUGAGCGCGAAGCUUGGCAUAAUGUAGUAUUUCGUGUCCCAAGCAUAUAUAUGUGCAUAUAUAGUGAUUCGCCAAAAAGUGCAAAUUGACAAGCGGACGGAGCAGCUCCAGCCACUGGGCCGGCAAAUCUAGCUCCACUCCAGUGGCAGUCGUCGGCGGAAGCAGUCCAGUGUCACUUCUCGUGCAAGGUUCGUCUCCGGUUCUCCGACUCUCCGGUUCCGUUCGACUCACGCUAACGGCUUUUCGGUUCGGUUUUUCAUUUAACUUUUCGCAGCCCUCGCGUCGGCCAGGCAUGUGAUUCGGAAAAGGCCCUUAUGAUAGUGCUAACUAAAGACCCGACUAACUAAACAUAAGUUAUAUAAAAUUAAACCCGAUAUAAAUUUGAAAAUAAACCAAGAAAUAUGAGCGGCGACCAGGCCAAAGAGAUCGAGGCUGUGCCGCCCUCGCUGCAGGACUUCAAGGCUCCGGUCCUGCCGGACAACAAGCUGGUGCUCUUCUUCCAUCCGUACAACUUCUACUCACAAAAAGUUCUUCUUGUUUUAUACGAGAAAAAGAUUGACUUUUUCCCCUACGUUGUGGACUUGUGCAAUGGCGAGCAGUAUUCCAGUUGGUUCCUGAACCUCAAUCCCAAGGGCGAUGUGCCAGUGCUGCAGGAUGGAGCCUUCAUUGUUCCCAACUCGACGCACAUUAUCAACUAUGUGGAAAGCAAGUUCCGCGGAGCUAAGCAUCCGGCGCUAAAGCCCCAACAAAACUCCAAGGAAUACGACCAGGUGCUGCUCUAUGAGCAAGCGGUGGGCCGUCUGCCAGUGGGAGCGCUCAGUUUGGGUUCCUUUAUACACGAUGACCUGAAACUAGUGCCCAAGGCACCCUUCAUAGGACCCGUGCGCCAGUCCUGCCUGAAGAACAACGAAAAGGUGCUGGACCUGCUGCGGCGCUCCGUGGAAGAGCUGGCGUCUAACAAGGCUGCGCUAAAGAACAAGCUGGACAUCCAGGUGCGUCGUCGGGAUCUGGUUUCCUCUCGCGAGGAUUUCCAGCGUGUCCUAGACGCCGUGCGUCACUUCCUGCUCUACGUGGAGCAGGAGCUCUCGGCGAAAGCUCCCCGCAGUGAAUGGCUGACCGGAGACGAGGUUACCCUGGCGGACAUCUCACUGGGACUGCUUCUGCACCGGCUGUACCAACUGGGCUUCGAGAAUCACUACUGGGCUUUCGGCAAGCUGCCCCAGGUGGAGGCCUACUUUCUGCGCUUCCGGCAGCGCGAAUCCUACCACCGCCUGCAGCCGAGCAACUUUGCGAUUCUGCGCGAAAUGUGGAUGCGGACGCCGGGCAACUACAAGCUGGGAGCGGGCGCCGGCUUCCUCGGUAUGGCCAUGUUCGCAGCCUUCGCCCACAAGUGAGCGGACACUAGACUUUGUUAACAAAUCCUUUUACUGUUAAAGUUGGGCACAUAUAAACACACGAACAUAAGAACGCUUAAAGCUACGCGCUGCCGAUGAAGGAUGCUGGGUCCGGGAUCCCGAGAUCCGAUACGAUCCUGGGGUGUGAUGGUAAGGAGGAGGAGGAGGAUGAGGAGCAGAACGCGAACCAGUGCCAGCCUCGAGCUGCUUAGUAAUAUCAUCGUUUUAUCAUCAUUUCAUCGUCGCUGAAUAUACAAAAAAAUUUGG